Molecule: messenger RNA, 1924 nt
Organism: Tarenaya hassleriana
Lineage: Eukaryota; Viridiplantae; Streptophyta; Magnoliopsida; Brassicales; Cleomaceae
Product: probable polygalacturonase
Exons: 6
Coding region: 273-1604 (443 amino acids)
Biological process (GO): carbohydrate metabolic process
Molecular function (GO): polygalacturonase activity
Source: RefSeq, a predicted model, not a curated record
AAAGGCUGGCAUUUCGGCGUUAAUCUUCUCGUACCUUAUUUUCUUUGUAUUUUUUCCCUUAAAAUAGAAUAAAUUUCGUCUUUUCUGCCAUUUAUUCAGUUUGCUCUUGGAGAAAAAAAGCUCUUUUGUUUUCUGUGGUACAAAAGUAUCCUUCUUCUUCUUCUUCCUCCUCCUCCUCUUCCUCUUCCUCUUCUGAUUCUUGGUGUCUGGCGCGAAAAGUUCCUCUCUUACAUCUUCUGCUCGUUGUCCGAAAGCAUCCUGACAUAAUAAAGAUGCCAGUGGCAUUGCUUCUGCUACUGGCAUUGACACUGAGCAGUCUGAUUCCGAUUCAGGCGAGAGAUUCCGGAGCCGGAAACGUCUGUGAUCUUAGCCGGAGACCGGACACGAGACCACACAGUGUCUCGAUUUCCGAGUUCGGUGCUGUCGGAGAUGGCAAAACGCUCAACACACUCGCCUUUCAGAAUGCAAUUUUCUAUCUCAAGUCAUUCGCCGACAAAGGCGGGGCUCAGCUCUACGUCCCGCCCGGACGCUGGCUCACCGGAAGCUUCAACCUCACCAGUCAUCUCACCCUCUUCCUCGAGAAAGGCGCCUUGAUUCUUGCGCCACAGGAUCCGUCACAUUGGGAAGUUGUUGAUCCGUUGCCCUCGUAUGGACGGGGAAUCGAUGUGCCCGGGAAGAGAUACAGGAGUUUGAUAAACGGUUAUAUGUUACAUGAUGUUGUGGUAACAGGUGACAAUGGUACUAUAGAUGGUCAAGGCUCUGUUUGGUGGGAUCAAUUCAAUUCUCAUUCCUUGAAGUAUAGCCGGCCUCACCUCGUGGAAUUUGUUUCGUCUGAAAGCGUGAUUGUCUCGAAUCUUACGUUCUUGAAUGCUCCAGCUUAUGCCAUCCACUCGGUUUAUUGCAGUCAUGUUCAUGUUCAGAAGGUAUCGGUCCGUUCAUCCCUGGAAUCUCCUUAUACAGUUGGUGUUGUCCCAGAUUCUUCUGAUAAUGUCUGCAUCGAGAACUCCAGCAUCAACACGGGUUAUGACGCCAUUUCCCUCAAGAGUGGAUGGGACGAAUACGGUAUCUCUUACUCGAGGUCAACCUCAAACGUCCACAUAAGAAACGUCUACCUCCGAGCAGCUUCCGGGUCGUCAAUUUCGUUUGGCAGUGAGAUGUCGGGCGGAAUAUCGGAUGUCGCGGUGGAUGACGCCCACAUUCACAACUCGUUGACCGGUAUCGCAAUCAGAACCACAAAGGGCAGAGGAGGUUACAUCAAAGAGGUUGUGAUUUCCAACACGGAGAUGGAAUCUGUCGGCACCGCGUUUGUCGCCAACGGCAGCUUUGGAUCUCACCCGGAUGCCGAAUUCGACGUGAACGCCCUCUCUCUGGUCAGCCACAUCAGAUUCCAAGACAUCGUCGGACAGAACAUAAGCCUUGCCGGGAAGUUGUUUGGGAUUCGAGAAUCUCCCUUCACCUCGGUAUUCUUAUCCAACGUCUCCUUAUCGAUGAGCUCUGCUUCUGCGGUUCCAUGGCUGUGUUCCCAUGUCCAAGGAGCUUCAGAAUCAGUUGUUCCAGAACCUUGCCCUGAGCUCAUCAACACUGGAGCCACUGCAGUGUUAUGAAUCUGAGCCACACAAAAAAAAAAAAAAAAAGGAAUCGACUUUUCUCCUCGCAGGAUUCUUUCGGUGAUUCAUUCGUCAUUCAUCAUUGUCAAAAGGGUGGUAGCCAGGUGAGAUUCUUUCCCUUCCAAAAAAAAAAAAACAUAAACAGAAUACAUGGUGGGGGGUGGGGGAGUUCAUGUUGUGUUUUUUGCAGCUUGUAUGAUAAUAUAAUAUCUGUACAGGUUCAUUUCUUCAUUCAUGUGUAAGCAAAAAAAAAAAAAGAGAAGGAAAUUUUGUACCCAUGGCAUAAAGGGGAAAAAUAAUAGAAUGGAAAGAUCCUA